This is a messenger RNA of Mytilinidion resinicola, 1854 nucleotides long. Its product is annotated as FAD/NAD(P)-binding domain-containing protein. The record is from RefSeq and is a predicted model, not a curated record. The transcript is spliced from 4 exons. Bases 1 to 1854 code for a protein of 617 amino acids. Gene Ontology annotation, molecular function: NADP binding; N,N-dimethylaniline monooxygenase activity; flavin adenine dinucleotide binding. NCBI's taxonomy places the organism in Eukaryota, Fungi, Ascomycota, Dothideomycetes, Mytilinidiales, Mytilinidiaceae.
AUGGCCAGCUAUCUAAGCUCGAACCCCUCUGUCAAUGGCAGCAGUCACGCCAAUGCAGACUUCAGCAUCAGAGACCAGCCUGCGCCAGAAACUGACCAGUAUGGCUACAAGAUUCGUGAGCAACCAAUGGGCACGAAGCGGAGGGUGAAAGUGAUCCUGAUGGGUGCUGGUGCAUCCUCCCUGAAUUUCUUCAAGAAAGCCGAGGAAGAGAUGGAGAAUCUGGACAUAGUCUGUUAUGAGAAGAAUCACGAUAUCGGAGGGACUUGGCUAGAGAACAGGUACCCCGGAGUCGCGUGUGACAUCCCAUCCGUCAAUUAUCAAUUCUCCUGGAAGAUCGCGCUGUGGACCCAUUAUUACUCAUACGGCCCUGAAAUAUGGCAAUAUCUCAAAUCGAUCGAAGAGGAGAAUGACUUCAUCAAGAAAUACAUCAAGCUGCGGCAUCAAAUUGAGGGAGUAGGAUGGGAUGACAACGCCGGACUGUGGCGGUUCAAGAUCCGUAACCUAGAAACCGACGAAGUCGUAGACGACAGCGCGGAACUUUUCAUCAAUGCUGGCGGCGUCCUGAAUAAUUGGAAAUGGCCCAACAUACCCGGUCUCCACGACUUCAAAGGAAAACUAAUGCACUCAGCUCACUACGACGACUCGUACGACCUUACAGGAAAGAAAGUAGCCGUUCUCGGCGCAGGCUCCAGCGGCGUCCAAAUAGUAGCAGCUAUCCAAAAGAAAGUCAACAAGCUAUACCACUGGGUGCGUUCUCCAAUCUGGAUAACGGCAGGCUUUGCGCAAACGUGGGCGGGCAAAGACGGCGCCAACUUCGCAUACACCAAAGCCCAACUCAAGUUUUUAGAGGAAAACCCGAAGAAGUACCUCGAAUACCGCAAACAGAUCGAAAACGAACUAAACCAACGCUUCAAAUUCAUCAUCAAAGGCAGCCCCGAAGCCCGCCAAGCACGCGAGUACGCCGAGGCCGAAAUGACGCGUAAACUGUCCAACGAUCCACGUCUCGUCGAGAAAAUGAUCCCCAAGGACUUUAAUCCGGGUUGUAGACGGCCGACCCCCGCGCCGGGCUAUCUGGAAGCCCUCGUUGCGCCGAACGCGACGAUCUUCACGGAUGAGGUGAAGCUCUUCGCGGAGACCGGCUUCGUAGAUCACGAGGGCACGCAUCACGAAGUCGAUGCCGUGAUCUGCGCCACAGGCUUCAACACAUCCUGGCUCCCGCGCUUCCCCUUCAAAGCGCACGGCAAAGACCUGCGUGAGUUAUGGAGCGAUGAGAACGGGUUGACAUCAUAUCUCAGCAUCGCGAUCCCCACAUUCCCAAAUCAUUUCUCAUAUUGCGGCCCCUACGGCCCCCUCGGCCACGGCUCCUUAAUCCCCCUCAUCGAGCAAUGGACCCGCUACAUCUUCACCUGCAUCACCAAACUCCAAACCGAGAACCUCAAAUCUCUGACCCCCUCACUGCGCGCUUCGCAGCAGUUCCGCCAGCACGCCGACCUCUUCCUGCAGCGCACGGCGUGGUCCUCGCCGUGCGCAUCGUGGUUUAAGCAGGGGAAGCGGGACGGGCAGGUGGCCGUGUGGCCGGGGAGCCGGCUGCACUUUCUGGAGAUGAUGAAGGCGCCGCGGUAUGAGGAUUAUGAGAUUGCGUAUUGGGAUGAGAAUCGGUUUGGGUGGCUGGGGAAUGGGUUUACGACGAGGGAGGUGGAGGGGGAUGGCAGGGAUGUGACGUGGUAUUUGGGGAGUUUGGAGGAGGGGGGUGGGGAUGUGCAGCCGGUGUUUGGGGAGGCGUUGAUGGGGGUGCUGGCGGGGUGGGUGAUUAAAGAGGAGGAGGAGCGAGUAGGGUCACGUGAGGGGGUUUAG